Messenger RNA from Punica granatum (pomegranate), 2322 nucleotides. Lineage: Eukaryota; Viridiplantae; Streptophyta; Magnoliopsida; Myrtales; Lythraceae. The record is from RefSeq and is a predicted model, not a curated record.
AAAACCCACACCCCCCGGGCGGCAUCGACACACCAUCUCCGAGGGCAACAAUGGGGUUUUUCGACCUGAAUAUACCUUACGAGUCCUCAGCUUCUAAUAAGGCCAACCGCAUAAAGCUCGCUACCAAGGCAAUGGAGCUCGGGUACGGCGGGAUCGCCUACAACCACGCCAUGAAGGGCGUGAUGUCCGAACGCGACCGCUGCUCCAUCCCUCUCCUCUCCCUCUCCUCCCUCCUCAAGGCGGCUCCAUCCCUCUCCUUAUCCGUCUCCCACCAUCGCGACCUCCUUGGUGUCCCGCGCUCCUCCCCCUUCCACCAGUACACGCGCCUCACCGUCUUGGCCGACAGCCUCGCCCAGGCUCAGGCUCUGAACUCCGGCAACCAUGUCCUGAAGAGCUACGACCUCGUCGCUGUCAGGCCGCUGAACCAGACCGCCUUCGAUUACGCUUGCGAGAAGUCGGAGGUAGAUAUAAUCGCCAUUGAUUUCUCGGAGUAUCUGCCAUUCCGCGUGAAAAAGCCCAUGGUUAACGCUGCCAUAUCGCGGGGAGUUUAUUUUGAGAUCACUUAUUCCAGAAUCAUCGCGGACGCCCAAGUGAGGAACCAAAUGAUGUCCAAUAUUAAGCUAUUAGUAAACUGUACUCGCGGGAAGAAUCUCAUCGUGUCGAGUGCUGCAGCCUCUGUAACUGAAAUUAGGGGACCAUAUGAUGUUGCAAAUUUUCUCUCUCUUAUUGGGCUUCCUAUGGAGCGUGCAAAGCCAUGUGUAUCGAGAAACUGUAGUACUCUUAUUGCUAAUUCUCUGAGGAAGAAGCGAUUUUACAAGGAGACAAUCAAAGUGGAGGCCAUACCAGCGACGGAGAAGCAGGACAGCAAGGAGCUUUGGUCUCUUGAUUGGGAUGAAUGGGACCCGAUCUCUAGUGGCACCGGAGAGUUGCACUUGGAGGAUUUGGAGAAGUCUCUUUCGGCUUCAAAAGAAGAAUCCAAAACUGUAAAAGCGAUUGACUUUGUAUCGCUUAUGGAAACCAUGCCAUCAAGUGGUUUACAAGUGAUACCAGAGAGAGAGGUUGCAUCACAAACAACAAAAGACGAGCAGAAGACUUCGACUCAUGAAGUUUCUAAAGACCUAGUGAUGGAAACUAUUGAUGCUAAAGAAUACCUGGUUGAAGCUGAUGCUAUCACCAAAGAUUGUUUCAUGGCAGAGCCAUCGAUACCAAGUGAAACAGUUGAUGCUGAAGAUAAUAGAAUUCAUACCGAGCCUACGAAAGAUGAGUUCCUGAGCCUGAAUGGAUCAGAUAUGCCUGUUGAGUCAGAGCAAACUGAUCUUGACGGUCUGGAACCAAGAAAACUGGAGGGUGAUGAUUCAGAUGCUCUGUUGCGGCAUGAAAGCUCUGUGAUUGACACAAAGAUGAGGGAUGUUGACUUGCAUAGUCUGGUAGAUGAUAUAAAUUUCACUAACUGUCAGAUCAACGAGGAGUGUACGCACCCUGACAGUCCUAUCCAGAUUUGUGAAGAGUCUAUCAGAGAAGAUGGGUUGUCCUCUGGAACUGAUGGAGAGUAUCAAAAAUCAGAAGACUUUGGUAACAAGGAUAGGAUAGCUCUGCUUGUGGAUGCAACAUCUCCAAAAGAUACAUCUCCGAUCUCCAGUGAUGUACCCUCAGACGGAAAAGCAAUGGGGCGAAAUCAAACUGAUACAAGCAUACUUGCUGACAGGCUGUCUGCUGUGCCUUAUGACAGGAUGGAACUUAUGAGUGAUACUGUGCCUUUAAGAAAUAAUGAUUUGUCCCGUGAUCAGAUGAAAAUUGCGAUCGAUUCUUCACCAAUGAAAGAUAAGCUGCCGCUUGAGGUAGGCUUGGAAAAUCAGAUACACAGGGUAGAUGAUCAGGGAGCUUCCCAUCAGAUUCCAAGUCUAUCGUUUUCAGCAGGAACGACAAAGGCAGGGAGACCUCUCCGAGCAGUACCUUUCCCAUUCAAGAGACUGUUGGGGCGGCAGAUCAUGAAGAAGCAUGGGCACAAACGUAGAAGAAAGGUUUAACUCAUGGCCUCGAGCGUGAUUGUGUUGCAAGUAAUUUUGCUGACUCAAGCUCCAUAUUCAAGUUCAGGCUUCAGUUGGAUGCCUUCUUGGAUAUGGAAAUUCCAUGUCUGGAGCAAUGAUCUGCAUAUAUCGAAAAAUUUAUCAUAACUCUUUACGUCAUUAUGUUUUUUAUUAUAGCGUUGUUGAUGAAGUAUUGCACCGAAUAUCCUAAAGGAUAUUGGUAAAAUUUUGCACAUCCCUUUAUUUGCCAAGUAAAUGAGAAAAUAUACUAUUGGAUAACAGGAUUCAGUUCUCU